This is a messenger RNA of Coniophora puteana RWD-64-598 SS2, 345 nucleotides long. RefSeq lists its product as uncharacterized. The record is from RefSeq and is a predicted model, not a curated record. The annotation marks the transcript as partial. Lineage: Eukaryota; Fungi; Basidiomycota; Agaricomycetes; Boletales; Coniophoraceae. The transcript has a single exon. Gene Ontology annotation, molecular function: ATP hydrolysis activity.
GGUGCUGUCUACAACUCCAACGAACGUCAGCCUCACUCUGUUUGCCUACAAGGCACCCGAGUCGAGCUCCUCCAGUCUCUUCAAGCACACCUCAAUGAUCGCAAUCGAAAGCUCCUUUGGGUCACAGGCGAGUCCGGGUGCGGCAAAUCAACGAUAGCCCACACUCUUGCAGAGAAACUAGACAGACAGGGCAGGCUCGCAGCCACGUUUUUCUUCUCACGGAAGCAUGCAAAACGCAGCAAUCUCGAUCACGUCUUUGUCAGCCUUGCUUACCAACUUGGGCUUCACCAUCCUCGCGCACAGGAUAUCAUCGUUCAAGCCAUCUCAAAUGACCCAUCACUCCUC